Pecten maximus is the source of this 958-nucleotide messenger RNA. RefSeq names its product kxDL motif-containing protein 1-like. NCBI's taxonomy places the organism in Eukaryota, Metazoa, Mollusca, Bivalvia, Pectinida, Pectinidae. The record is from RefSeq and is a predicted model, not a curated record. Gene Ontology annotation, biological process: lysosome localization. The transcript is spliced from 4 exons. Gene Ontology annotation, cellular component: BORC complex. Bases 13 to 468 code for a protein of 151 amino acids.
UUGAUAAUAAAAAUGGAAACUGAAAGUGAAGGAUUAUCUCGCAUCUCUGAUGACGAGGAAAGCUGUCCGUCCUCUGUAGCAUUCACCGAAGCCUUAAUGGGUCAAAUCAAGGGAGCUGAUGUAGGAGCCAUGGUUGAACUACAACGAGACAUGCUAUCCAGAUAUGAGAAAACAAAUGAAAUGCUUAUCAACUUUAACAUGCUAUCCUCUUCACGGUUUGACGCCACAAGCCAGGCGUUCAGGGCACACACUCUAUUGCUGUAUGACAUGAAAAAAGACCUGGAUGUUGUCUUCAGACGGAUCCGAACUUUAAAACAGAGGCUGAGUAAGUUAUAUCCAGAUGCUUUUUCAGCCUGCAGUGAUGUAUAUAAUGUAUUGGAAGACGAAGAGGAAGAGUUUAAAGGGCAGAACAAUGAGGAAACAAAGGAGGAAAAAGAUGAAAAUGAUUCAGCAGAGGAUAAUGGAUGAAAAAUAACUGACAUAUAUAUUUAUAUAAGACAUUAGCUAUAGUUUUAAUACAGAAUGUUUGUUAAAACAAACAAAUCGUAAUUUAUUAUAAAACUCACUUUAACAUUAAUGCUCACAUAUCUCCAAGUAAUUGUGAAUUUUUUUUGACGGGUAUUUUUGUUUGUUAAAUACACCCAAAUGAUAUCAUUCCUAGCUAUUCAUCAUUUAGCUUUUCUGUUGUUGUAAGCGUCUAUCCGAGUAUUGAUUCAAAUUUAGAUAUUGUACAGUAUUAUCUUGUAAUAAGCCCAGGAGCAAAUACACAAACUUUGACACAAAGUGGGGGGGAUGGCUUAUUGCAGAACAAUAGAAAAGUUUUUUCACUGAAUUACAAUAGACAUGUAUAGACUUAUUACCAGGUAUUUUCUUAUUGCCAGAAAAAUAUAGAAUGUAACAUGCAGUGUGAAACAUUCAAGUGUUAUGCAUGUUUUUUUUAAUUUUUUUUUUUUUGAAA